AUGGGGGCACUGCUGGGGCUGCUGGUGCUGCUGGGGCUGCUGCAGGGCCCCGCCACCCCAAGGCCCGUGUCCGGGGAGCUGCGUGUCACGGCCAUGUGGGUGACGGUGCCGCGGCAGCUCAGCCCCAGAGCCGACACUGGCCCUGCGGCCGUCUCCUACUGGCUGGAGCUGGAGGGGCGGCCACGGGUGCUGCGCCUGCGGCCCAGACGGGGCCUGGUCUCCCACCCCUUCACCCUGGUCACCUACGGCAAGGACGGGGCCCGCCGGGAGGAGCACCCCGUGGUGCAGGGCGACUGCUUCUACCAGGGCGAAGUGCAGGGGAGCCCCGGCUCCCUAGUGGCCCUCAGCACCUGCGGCAGCGGCCUUCACGGCAUGCUCUGGGUGGAGAACGGCACCUACGAGAUCGAGCCGGUCACCGGUGAUCUGGCCUUCCGGCACAACCUCUACCGCCUGGAGGAGGCCGGCUACCCCACCUGCGGGCUGACCCCGGAGCUGCUGCAGCACCAAAGGGCUUUGUUGCCUCGGUUCAGGGCCGCGGGGGUGGAGGAGGAGGAGGAGAUGCUGAAGGAGUGGUGGACGCACACCAGGUAUGUGAAGAUAGUGGUGGUCGUGGACCACGUGCGGUUUGUGAAGUCGGGCAGGAAUGAAUCUGAAGUCUUGAGGCAAGUCCUAGAAAUCAUCAACGUUGCGGACUCUGUGUACGAACAGCUUUCUGUGCAGCUGUUUCUCGUGGGAUUGGAGAUCUGGACCAAAAGCAACCUUAUAAGCAUUAGUAACUCUGUCACUAAGGUUCUUGAUGCGUUUAACAGUUGGCGGAGGACACAGCUGUCUCCACGGAUGCCCCACGACAUCGCUCACUUGUUUGCACUUCAGAGCUUUGGAACUAGCCUGGGACUGGCAUACAUAGGGUCUGUGUGUAUGAACCAGUGGUCAUCAGCAGUUAUCUCCUUCGGCGAGAGGAAGUUGUCCUUGCUCGUUACCACAUUUGUCCACGAGCUGGGCCAUAAUCUUGGGAUGCGCCACGACCAACAGGGCUGUAAGUGCAGACAAAAUAAAUGCAUUAUGCAUGAAACCAUUGUUGAUAGUGAUGCCUUCAGUGACUGCAGCUACAAAGCCUACUUUGACCUGCUUGGGCGUGGUGCUGACUGCAUUCGUCAGCCACCAGCACCUGGCACCUUCUACACCUUGAAGCGUGAACGCUGUGGGAAUAACGUAGUAGAGAGUAGCGAGCAGUGUGACUGUGGUUCAGAAUCAAACUGCAGGGGGGAUCCUUGCUGUCACCCGAACUGUACGCUUACUGCUGGCUCAGUGUGUGCUUCUGGAAGGUGCUGCAAGAGCUGUCAGGUGCUUGGAGCAGGGACGCUCUGCAGAGCAAGUACUGGUGAGUGUGACCUGCCGGAGUACUGCAAUGGGACUUCCCCUGAGUGCCCCCCAGACGUGUACUUACAAGAUGGAGCCCCUUGCAAAGAUGGUGCUUAUUGCUAUCAAGGGAAAUGUGCCUCCCACGAGAAACAGUGCCGGCAACUCUUUGGCCAACGAGCCAGAGCCGCUCCUUUAGAUUGCUUCAAAGCAGUGAAUACUCAAGGUGACCGGUUUGGGAACUGUGGUAUUCAGAACAACAUCCAUUUUAUCAAAUGCAGUACUGAGAAUGUCUUGUGUGGUAGGAUCCAGUGUGAAAACAUAAAGCAGUUGCCUUCCCUGCAGAACCAUGUCACGCUAAUCCAAACCCCUGUUGGGAAUACGAAGUGUUGGGGUCUCGACUAUCACGUCGGGAUGGCAAGGGCUGACGUGGGAGCUGUGGAGGACGGCACACCCUGCGGGAGGGGUAUGCUCUGUAUCAACAGGACGUGCAGCAGCGUGGCGCUGCUCAACUACGACUGCCACGUGCCCAAGUGUCACGGCAGAGGAGUGUGUAACAGCCGCAGGAACUGCCACUGCAGCUACGGAUGGGCUCCUCCGUUCUGCGAACGGGAAGGGUUUGGAGGGAGCAUUGACAGCGGCCCCCCUCCAGCCAGGAAGACUCUUCAGGGAGCAAAAGUAGGAGCAAUACUAUUUAGUCUUCUUUUUCUCUGUAUCCUUGGGGUAACCCUUACCAUCCAUUAUAAACAGAAGAUAGUGGAAUGGUUUAGCAGUUUAAAAGCUCAAUUCCAGAGAAAAGAAGAGCAGGUGUCUCAACUACCAGAAACCCCAGCAGUUCCUAAAGGGGAAGACCUGCUGGUGAGUCAGAAUCCACCACAAAGCACUUCAGCUGAAGACCAACAAACAGCGGCUUUGGCAUCUUCCCUGAGCAGAGCCAGCUGAUAACUCAGCAAAACAACGCAUUCGGAGCAGUUCUGAUCUCGUGUGAUGUGCUCCAUGCUUUGUUUGAGUUAAUAAAUGCUAAGGCAUGCUGUUCCUGCAUCUCGGGCUCUUAAACUGAAGCAGUUAGGUAAGCUAUAGGCAGAGCUUUUAUGCUUCGUACCAAGUUUAUAAAUGUAAGCUUCUUAAACUAGAUGUCAGUAGAUGAUUUGCUCCAGUGUACUACUUCAUCUAA
Colius striatus (speckled mousebird) is the source of this 2533-nucleotide messenger RNA. Its product is annotated as disintegrin and metalloproteinase domain-containing protein 20-like. Lineage: Eukaryota; Metazoa; Chordata; Aves; Coliiformes; Coliidae. The coding region runs from base 1 to 2301 and encodes 766 amino acids. Gene Ontology annotation, biological process: proteolysis; male gonad development. The record is from RefSeq and is a predicted model, not a curated record. Gene Ontology annotation, molecular function: metalloendopeptidase activity. The transcript has a single exon. Gene Ontology annotation, cellular component: plasma membrane; sperm head plasma membrane; external side of plasma membrane.